Messenger RNA from Adineta ricciae, 1284 nucleotides. NCBI's taxonomy places the organism in Eukaryota, Metazoa, Rotifera, Eurotatoria, Adinetida, Adinetidae. The record is from the annotation of a GenBank genome assembly.
AUGUACUCGAACAUGACAAAUUCACUGCAAGCACCAAUGGAUGGCAGAAAUAUGACGGAUAGUGGUUGUGACUUUGACAUAUUAGUAUUAAUUAUGGAAAUUCAGUCAAUACUGUUAAUUAUUUUUGGUUUUGUUGCAAAUUUAUUUUCGUUUGUUGUUUUAAUUCAACCGCGUUUGCGUCGUCGACCGACAUUUUCUUAUCUCGCAUUUCUUAGCCUGUCUAAUGCAUUGUUAUCCCUCAUACAUGCAUUUUUUACUAUCAUCGGUCUUUAUUUUGGUUUGACGUUAGAAAAUCUUUCAUUGUUCAUAUUUUGUCGAUUGCUAAAUCGAUUCCUAAUCGACUUCUUAACGCAUUUUUCAUUAUACACAUUGACAGCAGUCGAUAUCGACCGCGUGCGGACAGUAACGUCAAAAACAAAUCAACAGUCCAAUUAUAAUUCUGGUCAUCGAUCGCUGCAGUACGGCUGCGCAAAAGCAUUUUUACGUGUCUGCAUUAUUGAAUUAUCGUUCGUUUGCGUUUUCUUUCUUCUCAAUCUACACUGGCUGACAUCCUAUGGUUACACAGCAUCGAGAAGCUAUCAAGGCGAUAUCGUUCACAUUACCAUGUGUACAAUCGGUGAUACCGAUGGAUACUCCUUCUCCUAUGGGAUCUAUUUGACAACGAUUUUACCUAUUGUUGAGUUGAUUAUGUUCGGGAUUGUUCCAUUUCUGAUCAGUUUGUUCGCAACUAUAAUCAUUUUGCGGCAAGUUUCGGUCAAAGAAUCAUUUAUGAAUUCAGCGAAUAAACAUCUUCAACAAUCGCGACGACGGAAAGAACUGCAUUUAUCUAUUUUACUUAUAUCUCUUAACUGUGUCUUUCUACUAUUCACAACUCCGCAUCUUGUGUAUACGAUCCAUGUGGGCGACUUACGAAACCGACUGAAUAACAUUCCGACCAGUGAAGGAGAGAUUUGUUCGGUGGCAUUUACGCAAAAAAGCUUAGAUCUCUUACAGCAAUGUUAUUUCAUGUCGACAUUCUUCUUGUAUAUCUUGACCAACAAACGCUUUCGGGAAGAAUUCUAUCGUUUAUUUCGGUGCUGCGUAUUCAGUUGUCGCCGAAGUCACAAUCCACCAAAAUCACAAGCGGAGAGAAUUCAUCGUCCAAAAAUAAAUGAAAACAUUAAUCAUUUAGAUGGAAAGAAACGGAAUAAUUUAUUGACACCAUUUCAAGAUAGGUUCGGAAGUCGAGCGUCUCUGAGUGACGCUUCGCAAGAUGAUGAACUUGCAACACCAUUAGAUAAUUGA